GGGAUCUUAAAAUGGCUGACACACGUCCGCAGUUUCAUUAAAAAGAAAGUCCUUCUGGUUAAACGGUGCGUGUUUCCGAGGGGACGAUACAUUGUGUUGCACCGCGUCGGAAGCCCGUCUGAAUUGACUAAGAAACGAAAAUAUAAUAUUAAAUAAACCAGAACUGAAGAUUUAAACCGAGGGGUUUUCACGCCGUUUAUCUCAGAUUAACCGAAAGAAAGACGGGAAUCGAAAAUGCUGAUUAAAGUCAAGACCUUGACUGGAAAGGAGAUUGAAAUCGAUAUUGAACCCACAGAUAAGGUGGAGAGAAUAAAGGAGAGAGUGGAGGAGAAGGAGGGGAUCCCCCCACAGCAACAGAGACUCAUCUACAGCGGGAAACAGAUGAACGAUGAGAAGACGGCUGCCGAUUACAAAAUCCAAGGAGGGUCGGUGCUUCAUCUGGUCCUGGCUUUGAGGGGAGGACGGGAGGGGCGAUGAGCCAGUCCUCCACAAUCCCACCAUGCACCAUUCCCCUGAACCUCACCCCCACCCCCCCCACAGCACGCCCCCUGUAGAAUAUCUAUGAUGCGCAACUCCAGUACCAGAUUCACCUUUAACAAGAACUGCAGAGACUCGCUGCGUGUUCUCUGCGUGUUCUCUGCGUGUUCUCUGUGUGUGUGUGUGUGUGUGUGUAAGUGAGAGAGAGAGAGAGAGAGAGAGAGGGAGAGAGAGUCUGUUUCUUUUCCUGUGGGUUUGUUCUGUGUAAUGUGAGAGAGAGAGAGAGAGAGAGAUAUUGGAAGAGUUUCUUCUCCAAAAUUUGGAAACUAAAAAAAACAUCCCAAUGUUUUUAUUCUUUUGGUUUGAAAAUGUUUGCAUUUCAUGUUAUCAAAAAUAAACAGAUUGGGGGGGAAAAAAAAGUAUUUUAUCCCUCUAUUAUACAGAA
Messenger RNA from Acipenser ruthenus (sterlet), 922 nucleotides. Its product is annotated as NEDD8. The record is from RefSeq and is a predicted model, not a curated record. Gene Ontology annotation, molecular function: ubiquitin protein ligase binding; protein tag activity. Gene Ontology annotation, cellular component: nucleus; cytoplasm. The coding region runs from base 235 to 477 and encodes 80 amino acids. Gene Ontology annotation, biological process: regulation of proteolysis; protein neddylation; modification-dependent protein catabolic process. Lineage: Eukaryota; Metazoa; Chordata; Actinopteri; Acipenseriformes; Acipenseridae. The transcript is spliced from 4 exons.